ACAUUUAUUUAAAUAGUGUUUAUUUUAUACAAUUCCAUUUAAUCUACACUAGCUGUCAAUGCAGCUAGAGAUCAUUAAUGUUCCCAGUGGGUCGGGCACAUUUAGCGUUGAGCUAUUCCGGGCUAUGGUUAAUGCAACACACAACACUUCGCAGUGCCCUGGAAGCUCAAAGUAACAUAUUUUCAACCAGACGGACGAUUUUCGGUGGCAUUUAGGCUAUGCAUCAUGGUUUAACGGUUCUGCUUGACAAUGACCAUAGCAUACGUCGAUAGUUAUUAUAACGGAAAGGCAACUAGACUCGAGAUAACUCAGCUACCUGCUAAGGUACCUGGUGGAUCCCCCCCCCCCCCAACACACCAUGACCCAGCACCGCUCCAUCCAUCUGUUCCGGAAGGGCCUGCGUCUCCACGACAACCCGUCCCUGGUGGGGGUGUUGGAGUCGUCGGAGUUUGUGUACCCCGUGUUCAUCCUGGACCGGGCCUUCAUGGAGGGGGCCAUGCGUAUCGGGGUGCUGCGCUGGAGGUUCAUACUGCAGAGUCUGGAGGACCUCCACCACAGGUUGCAGGCGCUGGGCUCCCGGCUCUACGUGGUCCAGGGGCCCUGCCUGGGGGUGCUGCGGCGCCUGGUGGCCCAGUGGGGGGUGACCCAGCUCAGCCUGGACACAGAGGUGGAGCCCCACUAUCUCCAGCAGGACCAGGAGAUCCAGGCCCUGGCCGGGGAGCUGAGCCUGACCCUGCGCACCGCCGUGGCUCACACGCUCUACGACGUCCGCAGGAUAGUGAGAGCCAAUGGGGGCCAGCCUCCCCUCACCUAUAAGAAGUUCCUGAAGGUUCUCUCUGGUCUGGGGGAGCCCAGUCAGCCUGCCAGAGACAUCACAGCCGAGGACUUCCAGAAGUGCCGUCCACCGCUGGAGGAAAAGGGCCGGUGCGGGGUGCCCUCCCUGGAGGACGAGGGCCGGUACGGGGUGCCCUCCCUGGAGGACGAGGGCCGGUACGGGCUGCCCUCCCUGGAGGAGCUGGGCUUGCACACAGAGCACCAGGUGCUGUGGCCUGGAGGAGAGACCCAGGCCCUCCAGAGGCUGCACACACACAUGGAGAGCCAGGGGUGGGUGAACAACUUCUCCAGGCCCCGGACUAUUCCCAACUCCCUCCUACCCAGCACCACCGGCCUGUCUCCCUACCUGGCCCUGGGCUGCCUGUCCGCCCGCACCUUCUACCACAGGCUCUCCAAAAUCCAUGCGCAGUCCAAGAACCACUCGCUGCCCCCCGGGUCGCUCCAAGGGCAGACGCUCUGGCGCGAGUUCUUUUACACCAUCGCCUCGGCAACGCCCAACUUCAGCCUGAUGGAGGGCAACCCCAUCUGCCUCCAGAUCGACUGGGACCAGAGGAAGGACCUGCUCCACAAGUGGACGAUGGGCCAGACGGGCUUCCCAUGGAUCGACGCCAUCAUGACCCAGCUGAGGCAGGAGGGCUGGAUCCACCACCUGGCCCGCCACGCCGUCGCCUGCUUCCUCACCAGAGGAGACCUGUGGAUCAACUGGGAGGAGGGACUGAAGGUGUUUGAGGACGAGCUGUUGGAUGCAGACUACAGCAUCAACGCUGGUAACUGGAUGUGGCUGUCUGCCAGUGCCUUCUACCACCAGUUACCUCGCAUCUUCUGUCCUGUACGCUUCGGCCGGCGCACUGACCCCACCGGAGAGUACCUCAGAAAGUACCUGCCAGUACUGAAGGACUUUCCGUCCAAGUACAUCUACGAGCCGUGGAAAGCCCCGGAGGAGGUGCAGCUACAGGCUGGAUGUGUCAUAGGUAAGGACUACCCUCUACCGGUUGUGGACCACAAGGAGGCCAGCCAGAAGAACCUGGAGAUGAUGACACAAGUCCACAACCAACAGGAGAGCACAGCACGACUAACAAGAGACGUGGUGGACGACCCCAUGAAGAUGCGUCUGGAGCGGAACGACACCGUAGAGGACGAAGACGGCACGCCUCCCACCAAGCAGCGCCGGCCGGACAGAGAGCAGCGCGCCGCGCCAGGCCGGGAGGCGGACACUGACGACGACAGCAGAGACACCGAGUGACCUGCCGCCUCCCCGGACCGACUGUCCAACAAGCACCACUCUGACAAGCACGUCUUCACAUAGCCUUCCAUCGUUAGUGGUUUAGAAGCUGGCGUGAGAGCAGCGGACUUCUCCCUACUGAGGACAAACAGAGCAGCGUCCAAACCAUCUGGGUCUUUUUUUUGUUUUUGCACAAAAAUGCCAGUUGUACACCCCCUUGUUAAAAGUCGUGGACUGUAGGAGUGUGGUCCUGCUUGUGGGCUCCUGAAGUCUGGGAUGUAGGAGGGCUCACCCUGAAGCUGCCAGGAGAACCCGUUUCUGCUCUUUGCUUUCAGACAGUCUGAAGUCUGCUCGGUAACUGUUUUAUUAUGGGCUUUUCGACUGUUUUUGUUUGGGAUUUUUGGGGGCAGUUAAUCAGCCGUCUAUAUAAAGGACACAAACUCGGGACUUCCUGUCACAUGACUCUUGGCUCGGCGACCAAACUCUUGCCUGGAGGCAAACACAGAACUUGGAGAUGCUCAGAUGUAAACUCGGUAAUUUGCAUUCAGAACAAGAUAAAAAAUGACGACGAACAACAACAAAAAAAGUGGUGCGAAUUGCCAAAUCUUAAAGGAGGUUCACCUUAGGAGGUUAUUUAACAUUAAUAUGAGUUCCCCUAGACUGCCUUUGGUCCCCCGGUGGCUAGAAUUUUCGAUAGG
Hypomesus transpacificus is the source of this 2754-nucleotide messenger RNA. RefSeq names its product cryptochrome circadian regulator 4 (gene cry4). The transcript has 12 exons. NCBI's taxonomy places the organism in Eukaryota, Metazoa, Chordata, Actinopteri, Osmeriformes, Osmeridae. Bases 359 to 2077 code for a protein of 572 amino acids. The record is from RefSeq and is a predicted model, not a curated record. Gene Ontology annotation, cellular component: nucleus; cytoplasm. Gene Ontology annotation, molecular function: FAD binding; DNA binding. Gene Ontology annotation, biological process: entrainment of circadian clock by photoperiod; circadian regulation of gene expression.